Messenger RNA from Scatophagus argus, 3677 nucleotides. RefSeq names its product cadherin-18. Gene Ontology annotation, cellular component: adherens junction; catenin complex; plasma membrane. Gene Ontology annotation, molecular function: calcium ion binding; cadherin binding. The transcript is spliced from 13 exons. Lineage: Eukaryota; Metazoa; Chordata; Actinopteri; Scatophagidae. The record is from RefSeq and is a predicted model, not a curated record. Gene Ontology annotation, biological process: adherens junction organization; cell-cell junction assembly; homophilic cell-cell adhesion. Bases 814 to 3204 code for a protein of 796 amino acids.
UCUCCCUAAUUUGUUGUUUAAAAGUGUGAAAGAAAAAUGCAGUUUUUCUUAACUCUUGAAUCCCUGCACCCCACUGGGACAGUCAGGGAAGGCAGGCAGUUUUAUGUGCGUUUGUCAGAUCACUAUCUUAUAUAAUCACGUGUUAACAGAGAAAGAAAAGAAGGAGAGGGCGAGAGAGAGAGAGAGAGAGAGAGAUGAUCGGGAGGGAGGUUGGGAGGAAGCACAGAGAGGACGGUCCGAAACUGAUAGCCUCGAAUUGAUCUGAAAACCGACCAAUCGGGCGCCUUCCUCGCCCUAAGCCGCCGCAGUAGCCCGGCAGGAUUGGAUGAUGUUUCGACUGAGAGAUGCGCACACGAGCACCGGCUCGACUCGCUCGUCCCGUUGCCCGCACACAUACACAUACGUAUACACAGGAAGAAAGAGAGGGUAUCGGCUCUCCGCAAGGCGUGCAGUCAAGCUCUGCCCUGGAGAGGAUGACAGCGGUAAGGGGAGGAAUUUGAGAGAGACGCGGAGGAAAUGAGAAAUGAGGAACAAACUCGUUCAUCUUUUUCGCCGUUAAUAAGCUGCCAUGCGUGUCCAGGAGAGUGCGCGAGGAAAGGAAAUCCAGAAUGGCUUUUGGGAUUAACCUCUGCUCUUGGUAGAACUACCCAGAAGUUCACUUCCGUUUGCACAGCAUUUCACUCCCUGGGAAAUUCCAUAAUGACUACUGCACGGACCUGUAGCGGUGGCUAGAGGUGGCGGCCGCAGCGACGGUGGUGGGAGGAACUUACCAUCUUGGAACACGGGGAGAACUUUAUAAAAGCUCGCACCACCAUGAGGAUAUCGACCCCCUCCUGUCUUUGUCCCGUUCUGGUCUGCCUCUGCUUCAUCCAGAGGUGCUACGGGGCAAGUCACCACAUCCCUGCCAAGGUCCCCUCCAAGAACCAGACCAAACUGGCCAAUGGGGAGACGGAGGUGCACCACAGGCCUAAGCGUGGCUGGAUCUGGAACCAGUUCUUCGUUUUAGAAGAACACAUGGGACCAGAUGCACAGUAUGUAGGAAAGCUUCACUCAAACUCAGAUAAAGGUGAUGGAUCCGUCAGGUACAUACUGGACGGGGAAGGAGCUGGGACUAUAUUUAUCAUCGAUGAAGUGACAGGAGAUAUUCAUGCCACUAAGAGCUUGGACCGGGAAAAGAAAACACAUUAUGUCCUGCAUGCACAAGCCUUGGACCGCAACACAGAGGAAGCCCUGGAACCAAAGUCGGAAUUCAUCAUCAAAGUACAAGACAUCAAUGACAAUGCACCCAAAUUUCCAGAUGGACCCUUUGUAGCUACGGUGCCUGAGAUGUCUGAAGUGGGCACCUCUGUGUUGCAAGUCACAGCAACUGAUGCUGACGAUCCCACGUAUGGAAACAGUGCCAGAAUAGUCUACAGUAUUCUGCAAGGACAGCCAUAUUUCUCUGUUGACCCCAAAACAGGAAUCAUCAGGACUGCCUUAGCUAACAUGGAUCGGGAAGCCAGAGAACACUACACCGUUGUUAUCCAAGCCAAAGACAUGGCAGGCCAGGUUGGAGGUCUGUCUGGCUCCACCACCAUCAAUAUCACGCUGACAGACAUCAACGAUAAUCCGCCCAAGUUUCCCCAAAAAAAUUACCAGCUCUACGUCCCUGAAUCAGCCCAAGUAGGGAAACCGGUGGGGAAGAUCAAAGCCAAUGAUGAGGACCUUGGCAUCAAUGCAGAUAUCAAGUAUAGCAUCAUUAACUCAGAGGGAGCCAACAUGUUCUCCAUAUCCACGGACAGGGACACAAGAGAGGGAAUCCUCAGCCUUAAAAAGCCUCUGAACUACGAGAGGAAGAAGGCCUACACCCUCCACAUUGAGGGAAUGAACACGCAUGUGGAUCCUCGUUUUUCCUAUCUUGGUUCUUUCAAAGACACCGCCACCCUUAAAAUCACCGUCGGGGAUGUAGACGAAGCCCCUUUCUUUUCUAUAGAUCAUUAUAUCAUGGAUGUAUAUGAGAAUGCACCAAGCGGCACAGAGGUGGGCACUGUAACGGCUCGAGAUCCUGACAGCAGGAAUAGUCCUGUCAGGUACUUCUUGGACAGCAAAGAGGAAGGUGUAAGUUACUUCAGGAUUGAUGAAAACAGUGGAGUUAUAAGGACCACACAGACCCUGGACAGAGAGGAUAUAACUUGGCACAACAUCACUGUGAUGGCCUCGGAGGUUGACAACCCCAGCCUUCUCAGUCAUGUUCCUGUUACUGUUCAAGUGCUGGACGUGAAUGACAAUCCGCCAGAAAUAGCUACAGACGAGGAAGUCAUUGUGUGUGAGAGCUCAAGGCCCGGACAGGUGAUCCAGACUGUCACAGCAGUGGAUAAGGAUGACUUUGCCAAUGGACAGCGGUUUUCCUUUGCUUUGCCGAGCCAGCUACCAGUUAAUCCCAACUUCACUCUGAAAGACAAUGAAGAUAGCACAGCCAGCAUCAUUGCCAGGCGGAGGCGUUUCAACCACCUGACCCAAGAGCUAUACGAGCUGCCCAUUGUGGUGUGGGAUGGUGGGGAGCCAUCCCUGAGCGGCACUAGCACCUUGACCCUGCGGGUGUGCCCAUGCCAACGCCACGGGAGGAUCCGGAUGUGCCAAGGCGAGGCCUUCCUCUCCUCUGCAGGUCUCAGCACGGGGGCUCUGAUUGCCAUCCUGCUGUGCAUCGUCAUCCUGCUGGCCAUCGUUGUUCUCUUCAUCACCCUGAGGAGGAGCAAGAAAGAGCCCCUUAUCAUCUCCGAAGAAGACAUCAGAGAGAAUGUGGUCACCUACGACGAUGAGGGCGGAGGUGAGGAGGACACCGAGGCCUUUGACAUCAUUGCCCUUCGCAACCCAGCUGCCGCUGAAGAGCUCAAGUUCCGACGGGACAUCCGCCCGGAGGCGAGGCAACACAGCAUCCCGCCCCGCAGCUGCCGCAGCCCGUCGGUGGAGCUGGACGAAGUGGAUGUGCAUGAGUUCAUCAAGCAGAGAUUGGUGGAGGCCGACAUGGACACUAGUGUGCCACCCUACGACUCCCUCCAGACCUACGCUUAUGAGGGCCAGGGCUCACCCACAGGAUCCGUCAGCCCUUUAGACUCUCCUGGCACACAAUCAGAGCAGGAUUAUAACUACCUGGACAACUGGGGACCUGAGUUCCAGAAACUGGCAGAACUCUACGGAGAGGCAGAUUCAGAUGUGACGACCUAGUCUGUGAUUUCACUCCUGUUCAAACCAAAUCUGUUUGAAAUCCGUUUUUCAAAUUUUCAAUGAACAAUAUAAACAGAGAUGCUUUCAAACUGUUCUAGUGGUUUUCAACUUCUACUGUUGAACUGAAAAAGACUAUUUGUUCUAUUUUUUUUUUUCUUUUUCAUUUGUCGUUUUGGAUCAUGGGUCGUUCAUGUGGAAGUAUUAAAUCAGAUUUUGAGAUGGAAGAACAAUAUGGGGAUAAAGGAAAAUGAUAUUUUCCUUGGUGUAUAUUUUUUAUUGCUCAAUAAAGUCCUGAAAUCCAUAUGAGUGGAUAUGUGAAAGAAUUGUCUGUGUCUUCUUCCUUCAAGAGUGGAUUUAUAGUGCAUCCUGCAGUUAAGAUUAUCGUGGUGGGUGGCGUGUUUGUGAUUCACCAUGCAGGGGAUGAUGCUGAGCCAUCCAUAUGCACAAUCCUGACACCCCCAGUCAAGUAAGCG